GCUGGCCAUAUGCGCUGUUCCACAUGCGGAUUCGUGUCAUGGCAUCGAAAGAGCAACGAUACACGUUGUAACGGGGCUGGCAAAGGAUAGCAACUGCCGCGCACUGCCGACUACACUACCUAUCUCUCUUUGUCUCUCCCUUGCUUCCUUGGUGUGUCUCUGGAAAGCGGUUCCCGCGUCUUCGAUCGUUCCACCUGCAAAACCAUGCGUCGGCGCCACACGGCUUCGCACUGCCCACCUGCUGCCAACCGUUGGCCGUCUCAAAGGGCUGGAUCGGAGUUCCUGUCACCGCAUGUCCCUCGGUCAAUCUCCCGCAUCUCGGUCCAGCUUUCCUCCAUCCCUUGGCUUGUCUGUCGCUGUGAUGUCUCCAGUCUCCCAAAGUGGACAAGUUCCGCGCGCAUCUUCAGGCACCACCGUCAUACAGGUCCCGCCAAGAUAUCCAAAGCAUCAUGCACCAUGGGCAGAAUCGGUCUAGGUCUCGUGUCGUCCGAUGAUGUGGGAAGGGGUAGAAGAAGGCAAAGGGUCUUAGUGGCGGGGCCGCAGCCGGGCUUACACUACAGCCUUUACUUCAAGUGCCGGCGCGAGAUGGAGCAAAUAGUCGGCUUAGGCCACUCCGCACUCCACACUCCGCUGGUAGGUGGGCUAUGGAAAGAAAGAAAGAAAGAAAGAAAGAAACGAACGAUAGUGGUAAAAUGCAGACUCGGCGGGCCUCUAUCACAUCACUUCUCACCUAAGCGGCCGAGCUGUUAACUGUCAGUUGCUAGCGAGCGUAUCCAUCGGGACUGGGGCUGAGAAGCUGCCGGUUGCUGCAAGUAGGGAAAAAGGGUGACAACAACGCCCGACCCAAUGCGGGCUGUCACAGAUGGGAAC
Molecule: messenger RNA, 870 nt
Organism: Colletotrichum navitas
Lineage: Eukaryota; Fungi; Ascomycota; Sordariomycetes; Glomerellales; Glomerellaceae
Exons: 1
Coding region: 205-750 (181 amino acids)
Source: RefSeq, a predicted model, not a curated record